GAUUUUAGCCAGUCCGGGCAACACCCUUAGAGCAUAUGUGUGUUUGUGGAUGAGCAAGGCGCCAUGUGGAUCACACUUUCUCUGGUCACAGUUGUCUGUUUUUCCACAUCCCAAGCUGGUGGUUUCUGUGAAAAUGUUCUCAGUGAGUGUGUAGAAAGUGGCGCCUCAUGGACACGUUGUUACGAGGACAGAAUUGCAACCUGUAGACCGAGAGGUCGCUCCAUGCCGGGCUUCAAACAUCUGACAGUAGACUCGCUUCAAGAGGCUAAUGUGAGCCCCACAUUUCAACACAGGGUUCACAUCCCGUCCUCAGCUCUGCAGAGAAGCAGAGGAAAUGUGUCAGAGGUCCUGGUGGUGGCCUCUGUGAUUAACAGCACUUAUUUUAAGCUCAGUCCUCCCCGAAGAAGCCGGCUGGGACAGUUUCGCCGCAGAGAAGGCGUCGUGUUCAGGGGCUCGGUCCUGUCAGUGCGGGCAGGAAACGUUAUACUCAGAGACCUCCCACAACCCAUCAAGUUAAUCUUCUCACACGACAAAGAGGUGGAAAAUGGAACUUGUGUAUUUUGGCAGGAAUCAGGGACGGAGGAUGGAACAGGUUAUUGGAGCAUUGAAGGCUGUGAAACCACAAAAACAGCAGAGGAAUUUAUUUGCAGCUGCAACCAUCUGAGCUUCUUUGCUGUGCUUGUGAACCCACAAUUAUCAGUGAGUAAAUCUCACGCUGAAGAGCUCAGCUACAUCACUUACAUUGGAUCAGCACUCUCCAUUGUGUUCACAUUCAUCAGCUUGAUCAUCUAUAUUUGUUUACAUCGACGGCGUCCAGAGAAGGCGACCAGACUGCACAUGCAGCUAACAGGAGCGAUGCUCUGCCUCCACCUCAGCUUCCUGCUGUGCUGUUUCUGGGUAUGGCUGCUGAAUGAGAAUGAGGACAGCUCAGUUUGUCUGGUUCUUGGUCUGUUUUUACACUGGUCUCUGCUGGCCACCUUCAGCUGGACUGCUCUGGAGGGCUUCCACCUCUACCUUCUGCUUUCCCGCGUUUUUAACAUCGACUUCAGGAGAUACCUGCUCAAACUCAGCCUGGUUGGAUGGGGAUUUCCGACACUGGUUGCAGCGAUUUGCGGGAUUUCAGGUGUUUAUGGCAAAUACACUCUACGACUGAGGGAUUCCAAAAUCCCCAAUACAACAGCACACAUAUGCUGGAUGAGCAGCGAGUUCCCGCAGAAGCACCUUCUAGUCAGCUACAUCACAACUGUGGCCUUUCCUUCCUUAGUGGUACUGUUUAAUGCCUGCAUUAUGGGGCUAGUUGUGUUUAAGCUCUACGGGAUAAGAACGGGUACUGGAAGCAUUGGAAACAGGGUUGACUGGAAGAAGAUAAAGAAUGACAAAGGCUGGAAUUUAUGGAAGGACUCUGUCAAAGUGCUGGGCCUCAGCUUUGUGCUGGGGUUACCCUGGGGGUUCUCCAGCACCACAUACAUUUCACUCCCUGGGAUCUACGUAUUCACAAUAUUCAACUCCCUCCAAGGUGUCUUUAUCUUCCUGUGGUCUGUGGCUUUGACCAGAAGGUCUCAUUCUGACAAUAACUCAUCAUAUAACUGUCACAAAAAGACAACCGCCAGUUUAAAUAGCAGCUGAGACAAAUGCAUUAUCCUGACCUACAAACCCAAGUCCAAAAACUCUGAGACGCUGUGUAAAAAGUCAAUAAAAACAGAAUGCAGCAAACAGAAAAUGUCAUAAACCUGUAUCUAUUCACAAUAGAACAUAGAAAAUACAUCAAAACAGAAAAUGUAACAUUUUAAGAAAAAUAUUGGAUAUUGAAUUUGAUUGCAGUCUCAAAACAGUUGGGACAGGGCUGUGUUUACUACUGUGUACUGCACCCUCGCUUCUUCUAAUAACGGUCCAUAAACAUUUGGGAACUGAAGAGACCAGCUGUAUGUCCCACUCUUGUCUGAUAGAGGAUUCUAGUUGCUCAACUAGUUCUAUUUUUCAUUCCAUCCAUCCAUGGUGGUGGUGUUGGUAUUUUUUCUGUGUUCUAAAUAAAAUCAUGAAUAAAAUAUGGGUUUAUGAGAUUUGUUAAUUGAUGCAUUCUCUUUUAUAAACUUUUUGCACUGCAUUUUCCCAGUAUUUUCAAAAUUUGUAUAUUAGGUGUUGACUGAUGCUUGAUACGCUGUUAAAUAUAAUGAAGAGCCAUUUAUUUGUUGAUGUUUUGUCUUGUUUUUCCUUUUUUGUUUUUUUUAAUAUAUAAUUAUUACUGCAGAAAUCAACAAUUUACUUG
Molecule: messenger RNA, 2266 nt
Organism: Archocentrus centrarchus (flier cichlid)
Lineage: Eukaryota; Metazoa; Chordata; Actinopteri; Cichliformes; Cichlidae
Product: adhesion G protein-coupled receptor G3-like
Exons: 12
Coding region: 64-1626 (520 amino acids)
Biological process (GO): adenylate cyclase-activating G protein-coupled receptor signaling pathway; cell surface receptor signaling pathway
Cellular component (GO): plasma membrane
Molecular function (GO): G protein-coupled receptor activity
Source: RefSeq, a predicted model, not a curated record